Messenger RNA from Tilletiaria anomala UBC 951, 648 nucleotides. Its product is annotated as HD-domain/PDEase-like protein. Gene Ontology annotation, biological process: signal transduction. Gene Ontology annotation, molecular function: 3',5'-cyclic-nucleotide phosphodiesterase activity. The transcript has 2 exons. The annotation marks the transcript as partial. NCBI's taxonomy places the organism in Eukaryota, Fungi, Basidiomycota, Exobasidiomycetes, Georgefischeriales, Tilletiariaceae. The record is from RefSeq and is a predicted model, not a curated record.
CCGCUUCAACCUGCUGACACACUUGCGCUACUCUUCGCUGCUAUCGGCCAUGAUGCCGGCCAUGUCGGGCUGAGCAAUGCGUUUCUCGUUAACGCCAACACGGUCAUCUCUCAGGCAUUCGAUAGAAAGAGCCCGUUGGAGAACUAUCACGCGCUUCUGCUCGAAGAGUGCAUGAUCAAGCAUGGAUUCGAGCGAGUUCUGUGGGAGCAGAUGCCUGGCGCUGGCGCUAGGAAGCGGACUUCGUUUGGCCAGCUCAUACGUUCAUGCAUCCUGUCGACAGAUAUGGCGCUGCACUUCAACUACGUCUCUGCAGUCGAAACGCUUCAGCAGCGCGUCGCCAUUGGAGAUGCUGCGGCUGUGCGACGUCUGCCGCGUGACGAUAUCACUCUUCUUUGCUGCGCUAUGCUGAAAUGCUCCGACAUUUGCAACCCGGCUCGUACACUUGCCAUCGGACGGCAGUGGUCCGUCAACUUACGCCGGGAGUGGGCGAGGCAGAUGGAUCUAGAGGUAUCCUGCGGAUUGCCUGUCACCGUUGGCUUGGAUCUGAUAGCAGAGGAAGAGUCGCUGGCAAAGGGCCAAAUCUGCUUCGUCGAUCUCUUUGUUCUGCCUUUAUUUGAAAGCAUGGCUAGCAUUCUGCCUUGUGAGUGA